This is a messenger RNA of Microthlaspi erraticum, 2067 nucleotides long. Lineage: Eukaryota; Viridiplantae; Streptophyta; Magnoliopsida; Brassicales; Brassicaceae. The record is from the annotation of a GenBank genome assembly.
AUGGCCAUGCUCUCGCAUCGUCUCCGGCGAGUUCUUGUCGCUUUACCUUCCUGUUUCCAACGAUCCUACUAUAUACCUCGCGCCUCCGAUUUCCCUUCCGUAUCGUCUCUGUUACCGCGAUCCGUGGUGAGGCAAUCGACGGAAUUCGGUCGAUCUCCGGCGAGGUUAUUAUCGACGAUUCAGUAUCAAUACGAUCCUUACACUGGAGAAGACUCCUUCACGCCAGAUAACGAAGGGUGCGAUUUUAACCACUGGUUAAUCACAAUGGAUUUCCCCAAAGAAAAUCCUCCAUCCAGAGAAGAAAUGAUUUCGACUUUCGAGCAAACCUGCGCAAAAGGGCUUAAUAUAAGCUUGGAAGAAGCUAAGAAGAAAAUCUAUGCUAUUUGCACAACUAGUUACCAAGGUUUUCAAGCAACCAUGACAAUAGGAGAAGUAGAAAAGUUUAGAGAUUUGCCUGGGGUUCAAUACAUAAUUCCUGAUUCUUAUGUUGAUCUAGAGAAUAAAGUGUAUGGAGGGGACAAAUACGAGAAUGGAGUGAUCACGCCUGGGCCAAUUCCUGUCCCAACUAAAGAAGGCUUCGAUUCUGUAGAGAAGGAGAAUACACAGAGACAAGAGGAAGCUCAAAGAAGUCAAACACUUUCCGAUGAGACUCCAGCUUCAGCACAACUACAAGAUCAAGGAACUCAAACGCCUCCUGAUCAGAAGAGUCUUGAACAAGAGCAAGGAACUUUGGCUCCAGUACAAGGGAAGGGUCAAGGAAGUCGAAUGCUUGAUCGAAUACUUAACGCGGCACAAGGUCGAGAUCUAGGGAGUCAAAUGCAAACCCCAAGACAAGGGCAAGGUCGAGUGCCUUCAUCUCAAGGAAGUUUCAAACAAAGCCAAGGAACUCUGUCCCCAGGACAAGGCCAUGCUAGUCAAGCAAGUAAUUUGCCUUCGUUUGAAGAGAGAUUUAAGCAAGGCCAAGGAACUCCUCCGCCUGUAGGACAAGGGCAUGCUCAAGAAAGUCAAAGGCCUUCAUUUCAACAGGGUUACUACACCCAAGGCCAGGGAACACCAAUCCAUGGACAAGGGCAAGGCCAAGGAGGUCAAGUACCUUCUUAUCAGAUGGGUUACAGUCAAAGCCAGGGAGCUCAGACCCCUCCAGGCCAAGGAUUACCAAGCAAUUACGGUCAAGGGGCAGUGACGAACUACAACCAAGGAUCACCACCACAAGGUAACUUUAUUCAAACGACGCAAGAAACUUACAACCAAAGGAGGCAAGGGAGUUACAUUCCGCAGAGUGAUGGAAACUAUGGUUCUGCACAAGGAGCAGAAAGUCCAGGAUUUGGACAUGGGCAAGGUCAAGGAGGUCAAUUACCGUCUCCAUAUCAGGGGAGUGUUAACCAAGGGCAUGGAACUCAAAUGCCAGGGCAAGGUCAAGGAGGUCAAGUACCUUCAUAUCAGAUGGGUUACAGCCAAGGCCUGGGAGCUCCAUACCAAGGAAACUACAACCAAGGAACACCAAACAAGUAUGGUCAAUGGGCAUUCGCAAACCACGGUCAAGUGCCACCACAAAAUUACAACCAAGGAGUUCAAUGGAAUUUCAGUCCUCCACAGUUUGGAAAUCAAAUGCCUCAGUAUCAGUUAAGUUACAAUCAAGGCCAAGGAGCUCCGUUCCCUGGACAAUGGCAUUGUCAAAGAUGUGGAAUGCCUCAUCAGUGGAGUUUCAAUCAAGUCCAAGCAACACCUAAUCCUGGUCAGUGGCAAGAUCAAGGAUGGGUAAUGCCUUCGUAUCAGGCGAGUUAUAGCCAUAGCCAAGGAGGAGCGUCGGGGCCUCCACACCAAGGAAACUACAAUCAUGGAAUACCGAGCAGUCACGAUCAAGGGACAUCUACAAACUUCAACCAAGGGAUUCCGGUGAAUUAUAGCCAAACAGGGCAAGGGAAUUACAAUCUGCAAAAUGGUGGAAACUACGGUACACAUGGAUCAGCAGGGUUUCAUGGACAAGGACAGAAUCAAACAUAUCAACAAGAGGAUCAGAGAAACACAGCAGGUGACCCAAAUAAAACCAGCAAAGUUCCACAUUGA